Odontomachus brunneus is the source of this 1444-nucleotide messenger RNA. RefSeq lists its product as uncharacterized. NCBI's taxonomy places the organism in Eukaryota, Metazoa, Arthropoda, Insecta, Hymenoptera, Formicidae. Bases 710 to 1012 code for a protein of 100 amino acids. The record is from RefSeq and is a predicted model, not a curated record. The transcript is spliced from 2 exons.
AAAUGUGACACAUUCGGCGCAAAUAACGAUUAAUUCCCCUGUCCUUUAUCCUCGGAGUUUCUACUUCGCGAGCCAUCGCGCGCGUCUGUGCUUACAGCCAGCGGAGAGAAGGAUCGCGCGCUCAGACCAUUUCGUAAUUAAAAUUUUCUAUCGCGUCAUGUAUCGCCUGACGUGACGUGCAAAAAGUUCCAGCGACCGGCUGGCGGCCGUCCUCGCAUCUCAGACGGAUAUACGCUCGUUACCGCGUUGUUAUCGCAUCUGUCAGUCAAGGUCGUCCGUUAUAUCCGCGCUCGACACUCUCGCCAACUUGGUACAAUGAAUCUUUUAUGGGCGAUCGACUUAACGGUGGUAGCGCGAGAGCAGGCGUUAAUGGCGGAUUAAAAAGCUUUUCCAUUACAAUGACGUUUAAAGACUCAUUUAUCCGCUCUCGCGCUCUCCCGUUUACCUUCUUCGACCCUCUUCCUCUCUCUGCUCUCUCUCUCUCUCUCUCUCUCUCUACUCUCUCCGCGUCCCUCGUUACUCCCCACCUCUUUUCUCCUUCCUCUUCAGCUCUUUCCCUCCCUCUCUCUCUUUGUCUCUCUGACCCGUUUCGUAUCGAUUGCAGCACGGAGUUUGUAGCUGUACCCCCUUGAAGUACACGCACAUCGACUUAUUCGGACACCUACCUCAGCCUCAUCACAAGCCGUGCCACGGCAAUCCCGUCCUAGCCAUGUCCUACUGCUAUCUGAUCCAGGGCAAGUGUCUGACGAUGGGAAGCGACAUUUCCUACGGGACGCAGUACGUCUGCGAGCUCGACUGCAAACCGGUCUGCGUAACGUCCUGUCGGCCGUACGACGAGAUGCCCCCCGAACAUCCGUGCGGAGCACCUUGCCCGCCGCACGCCAGGUGCCACGCUUGCACAGGUGCGAUGGCUCACGAGCAGCGUCAGGCGCCGUCGCCUUGCCGGCGAUUGCGCGGCGAACGCAGGCCACGCCGAGGCGGCGUUAAACUUCCUCGCCGAUGUGUCGGAUGAAGGAAGGCGAGAGGGAAGGUCGAGAAAGGGAAGAGAAACAAAGAACGGCACGAGCCGCUUUGAUGUACCUUCGUCGGCCAACAGAUCCUGGCGAGAGGGAGGUGAGGGAGAACUUAUCUUCCGUUGCUCUCGUCUCUCCCGCGAUCCCAUCGAUUCCCGCUUCCCGACCUUGCGCGGGCAAACAGCGUCUGAGUCUUGACCGAUCGUUAAUUCGAACCCUAUAUUGCCGAGAAAAAUCGCGGGAUUCCCUCAACAAAUGAUCGGACAGGUGAUAAUAUUUCUUUGUGGACAUCGUCGGAUAUUUGAUGAAUAUUUUAUCGAUGCAGACAAAGUCUCUCAUGACUUGAAAUCAAUGUGCCGGGUUCGAAUUAAUCGAAAAGUUUAGUUGACUAAAAUAAUUAGCAAAUCAAUCGUCGAAAUUGAUCAAUCAUA